Perca flavescens (yellow perch) is the source of this 4446-nucleotide messenger RNA. RefSeq names its product branched chain ketoacid dehydrogenase kinase (gene bckdk). Gene Ontology annotation, molecular function: pyruvate dehydrogenase (acetyl-transferring) kinase activity. The coding region runs from base 160 to 1446 and encodes 428 amino acids. Gene Ontology annotation, cellular component: mitochondrion. The record is from RefSeq and is a predicted model, not a curated record. The transcript has 11 exons. Lineage: Eukaryota; Metazoa; Chordata; Actinopteri; Perciformes; Percidae. Gene Ontology annotation, biological process: protein phosphorylation; regulation of glucose metabolic process.
CACAAAGCCCUUCCUGUACCCUCUCUCUACUGUACUCAGAUACGUAGCGUGCCUUUGUGCACCAUUACGACGCGACCCUAAUGGCCUCGUUGCAACUCUAGAAUUUAGUGCUAGUACGGGAACAGGACAGCCGUGUUCACACACACUGCUCGUUUCCACAUGCGUCCGGGACUGAGAAGUAUAGCGGCGGAGAUGCUGAGCGGUGCUACCUGCAGGGCCAGGCCGAGGCUGGGCAGCCUCCUGCUGGAUCCCCUCACCAAAACAGUGCCGCUGAUGUCAAGCCCGGGAAGCCGCAGAUUUCGGUCCACGUCCUCGAUGCAGGGGUUUUCAGAGAUGGCAAGAGAGCGGUCGAAGACUGUCACGUCCUUUUACAACCAGUCCGCAAUCGACGUUUCCGCAGAAAAGGCCUCAGUGCGACUGACCUUAGCAACCCUGCUGUAUUCUGGAAAGUCUCCCGAUGGACACCACGUCUUGAGCAGUGCCAAGUACCUACACAAAGAGCUGCCUGUACGAAUCUCCCAUCGCAUCAAGGGCUUCCGCAGUUUGCCUUUCAUCAUUGGCUGCAACCCCACCAUUCUGCAAGUGCAUGAACUGUACAUCAGAGCCUACCACAUGCUCAGUGACUUUCCCUCGAUCAAGGAUCAGGACGAGGAGGCACAGUUCUGUAAACUGGUGCAGCAGCUGCUGGACGACCACAAAGAUGUGGUCACCAUGCUGGCCCAGGGCUUCAGAGAGUGUCGCCGACACAUCCAGGAUGAGGCAAUCAUCCGCAGCUUCCUGGAUACAACACUGUGCUCUCGUCUGGGAAUCCGAAUGUUGGCCACGCACCACCUCGCCCUUCACGAGGACAAUCCUGAUUUUGUUGGGAUGAUAUGCAGACGUCUCUCCCCAAAAAAGAUCGUCGAGAAGUGGGUGGACUUUGCCAGGCGCCUGUGUGAGCACCAGUACGGUAACUCGCCCAGAGUGAGGAUCAAUGGACACGUAGCAGCUCGCUUCCCCUUCAUCCCUCUGCCUCUGGAUUACAUCCUGCCCGAGCUCCUCAAGAAUGCCAUGAGGGCCACCAUGGAAAGCCAUCUGGACACCCCAUACAAUGUGCCUGAUGUGGUCGUCACCAUUGCCAAUAACGACAUUGAUUUUGUCAUCAGGAUUUCCGACCGUGGCGGCGGCAUUCCUCACAAUAUUAUAGACAAGGUGAUGGACUACCACUUUAGCACGGCUGAGGAGAGUGCACAGGAUCCCCGCAUGAGCAACUUGUUCAACAACAUUACCAACAGUGGAAACCAGUCCAACCCUAUGCAUGGGUUUGGUUUUGGCUUGCCCACGUCCAGGGCCUACGCUGAGUACCUGGGCGGUUCUCUGUCCGUACAGUCUAUGCAGGGCAUCGGCACUGAUGUCUACCUUCGUCUGCGCCACAUUGACGGCAAAGGAGAGAGCUUCCGAGUGUAAAGCUUCGGUCAUCCUCGUAGAUCCCAACCUAGGGAAUCAGGCCAUGCAGCAGUGCAGAGCGUUUCCUACCAGCUACGGCUGGAAUGGACUACAGGACUUUGGUCCACAAAGUGAUAGCCUACACACAGUAUGUUGUCAGAAAGCUCCCAAAUUCACCAACCCACUACUUGUUUUUUGUUUUGUUUUUGCCUUUCUGAUUAUAAGCUAUGUUAGCUCUGAAGUCGAUGAUUAUAGUUGUUAGUGUUUUGUACCCUGUGGCAUGUCGUCUUGAAGUUUUAACAGGAGUAUGAAUUUUUUAAUGUUUAGGUUAUCGGGACAAACUGUGCAUGAUAGUGGACAUUGACGUUAAUGUGGAAGGAACGAAAGAAAGCUUCAGUUUUAAAGAAGUUCACUUUGAAGUUUCAUAGUCUCAAAAUAAGAUCAGACAGUUUGAUGAUUCAAUGUUUCAAAUACAACGUCUGAGAUACUCCAGCAAUCCUGUCAAAAUCUCCUCAAAGUGCCCAAAGCUGCUUGCAUGUUUCACAAUGAUCCAUGUAGUCUGAAUAACGGGAUCCCUCCGCUACGUUAUCGGCUGUUUGUAUCUAAAUCUAAGGUCUACGAGGGAAAACCGCAGUACACAAGUAUAACUUAAGUGCUAAAGCAUGUGCUGUAAAACCUCAAUUCUUGACAAACCAUAGUGAUAUUCUAAAAAACCAUCUCUUGAAUUCAGCUCAGAAAAAAAAAAACUUCCGAAACACCAAAAGCUCAUCUAACAUCUUUGUUCAGCAGUAUUUUUGUGGAGCCUUCAGGCAGAGAAGCCAACCGAGUUGUUCAGUUGCCUUACUGUGUGACGCUAGUCCUUCAACCGCAUGCCGACUUUUCUUGUCUUGAUUUUGUUGCCUUUAUCGGUUCACACAGAUGUACCAUGUCAGUCAGCUUCAGUAGUUUGAUGUCAGAUGUUGUUGGUCUUUGCACAAUGAAUAGAAUUAUUAUUAUUUUUUUUUUAGAAACUGUCUGCACUGUUAACUAUGGACGUUCAGAUCGGCUAAGCUUGCUAGACUUUUUUUUUUUUUUUUUUCUUUUUUUUUAAGUCCAUUUUCUCCAGAGCACAACUUGAUUAUGUCUUGAGACGACAAAUGUACAUACAAUGUAAUUUUUUAUUUUUAUUUACAUUUUUUGUAUUUUGAGUUUUUUUGGAGCUAAUUUAGAAAUUCCCCCAGUUCCCCAACGACUUGUCACUGCUAAAGGUCUCGGGAUGCUUCAAAAAUAACAAUGUCGUCCGACCACUUUGAAAGAAAAGUGUGUUAAUACCUGUUACGUAUGGCCACAAACCUGCCAUGAUCCCCUUAUGGCUGCAUCCCUUAUCACUUUUGUGAUCCUAUAAGCAUAUAGAGUCACUAGUGCAACAACGAGGAUGCAAUCCUUCACAGACGCACAAACGCAACCAUCUUGUUUUUUGCUUUUUAAGCCCGUCAUUUUAAUCAGAAUUACUAAAUAAAAAGGUUAUCUCUUGUUAUCAAACUUUUUUUUCUUCUUAUGUCACCUGAACUAUCUCAUCAUCUAUCCAAAAUCUGUCCAAGGUGGUUACAGUCAUUCCUCUCAGCCUGAAAACUUACAAAUGAGUACCACAAAAAUAAUCAGUUAAAAUAAUAAAACAAAAUAAUCAAGUUGUGAUCUGAAAAUAAUGAACCUAAUGUGUCUAACAAACCCUGGCCUUUCUGAGUCUCCAGUUAGUUAUAUAAUACAGUACAGAGAAUAACCAAGAAGCCAAGUCCUGACGUUUAGAAAUUUGCCCAAAUGAUUAACCAACUCAAGCACUCCUCCUUGUUGUUGAACAUUCCCCAGUGGGCACCAGUUGUGAAGCAACACAUCAACCUGAAUUUACACUUUGUAUCUGUUGGGAGCAUUUGUUAUUAUAUUAGCUUAUACUGUUUUUGUUCUUUUUCAUCAGAAAGGAAAUUGUGAAUCUUGAGCUAGAUGAUAAAUCUAUGAACUUUGGAAACCAUAAGAAGUUAGGAUUCAAAGCAGUUUAUUUCUUUACACAGCUUUUGAUUUUGGAUUGAUUUGAGCUUUAGAAUCAUAUACACUGUAACCUACCUAAUGGAGAAAAUGGCACUGUUUUUUUUGUCUUUGAAAAUCUAUCAAAAGUAUAAGAUUCAGAACUUCUUAACCUUACAAUUUCAGCUACUGGCUCACUUGAAUUUGCCCUCACAAACAAAAUGCAAAAUUAGUUUACAUAUACUUGUUCCUCGAAGCUUGUGAGACAUUAUGAAAACAUAAGUGAACCAGUUAUUUCAGUCGUAAGAUAUAUUAAAUCUGCAAAAAUUUAAUUUGUGAAAGGCUUGUAUUUAUUUUGACAUUGUAUGAAACAAAAAUAGCCCCGUAUAGUUCCCAGUUCCAGAGUGACCGAGAAUGGCCUGUGUUAUCUGUACUUGUGUUCUUGCUGCGGCCGUGUAUAUGCAUUAAUGUGUUUAUUGUGGCAUUGAAGGUUUUGAAGAUGUAGUAAAUAUGUACUGUAUGCAUGUAAAACAAAGGGGGAGUUAACACCACAUAGCUGCCAGACGCUGUAAACAAUGUUUAAAGGGUUGUGUCCAUUUUGAGAUACAUUAAAAGGAAACCAUCAUUAUCAUUCUGAGAUUUAUUCCAAAAAUGGUGAAAUGUUGAAAGUUGCUUGAAAAUUGUGGAUCUGGCUGCCAGGCUGUAGAAUGUAAUGUGUACUGUCUGCCCUCUGCUGGCUCAUAAAGAGAAAUGCAUUAUUUUAGUUUUUGAAGGGGAACAAGAUGUACAACGUAUACGGUCAUUUCUAUUUUCCAUGUGUCUGAUUUUGUAAUUUUUGCAGAUCAAAAUGAGAAUAAACAAACAAAAGAAAUCAUUUCAACAUCCUCUCCAGUACAAAGCCAGAUAUUGGAGUCAUGUUACUGACUAUGUGCUGCCAUGGAGUGUUUUGUCUCCUAGACUGAAUUUAGUUUUCUUUUGUGUUCAGGACUCUUUAGACAUUAAAUUUUACUUGGUUGGAAAUGA